This is a messenger RNA of Sphaeramia orbicularis (orbiculate cardinalfish), 2096 nucleotides long. It is a transcript of the gene oclnb, whose product is annotated as occludin b. Gene Ontology annotation, cellular component: bicellular tight junction; cytoplasmic vesicle; apical plasma membrane. Bases 145 to 1572 code for a protein of 475 amino acids. Gene Ontology annotation, biological process: bicellular tight junction assembly. The record is from RefSeq and is a predicted model, not a curated record. Lineage: Eukaryota; Metazoa; Chordata; Actinopteri; Kurtiformes; Apogonidae. The transcript is spliced from 9 exons.
CGGGCUGCGGGCGCGCGCCUUGCUGUGGGUGUGUGCGUGCGGGUUAUUUGCGUCCAUCACAUCAGAGGAUCCACAGGUUAUUGUGUUUUGUCGUGAAGAGACGGGAACUUAAACAAGCAGAGGGUGUUCUAACAGGAUUUCAAAAUGCCGAGCAACAAACACCAUUCAAGCAGCAGCAAACACCACAGCAGCCGACACAAGCACAGUGAAGUCAUGUCCAACCCGGCCUUCUCCUACUACCCUGGAGACCAGAUGCUCCACUACUAUCGCUGGACGUCACCACCGGGGGUGAUGAAGAUCUUGUCCAUCAUCAUCAUCAUCAUGUGCGUGGCGGUGUUCGCCUGCGUGGCCUCCACGUUGGCCUGGGACUACGACAUGAGCAUCAUGGGUCUGGGAGGCGGAGUCGGCGGUGGUUUGUUGCCGGGAGUGGGAUACGGCGGCACCUACGGCGGCUCUUUUGGCGGCUCUUUCGGCGGCGGUUACGGCAGCAGCUCAUAUGGAGGCGGCGCUGGCGGUGGCGCGUACGGCUACGGAGGACAAACGUAUAUGGAUCCCAAAAGUGGCAAAGGCUUCAUCAUCGCCAUCGCCGCCAUUACCUUCAUAGCCGUGCUCAUUAUUUUUGUCAUGGUUGUGUCGCGGCAAAGUUCCGCGCGAUCGCAUAAGUUCUACCUCGCGACCAUUAUCAUCUGCGCCAUCUUGGCAUUCCUGAUGAUCAUCGCCACCAUCGUAUACCUGGUGGCGGUGAAUCCAACGGCUCAGUCCACGGGGUCCACGUACUACAGCCAGGUGGUUCAGCUGUGUGCCCAGUACCAGAACCAGAACCAGGCCCAGGGCAUCUUCCUCAACCAGUACCUCUACCAUUACUGCGUUGUGGAGCCUCAAGAGGCCAUCGCCAUCGUCCUGGGCUUCCUGGUGUUCGUGGGCCUCAUCAUCCUGCUGGUGUUCGCGGUCAAGACUCGCUCUCAGAUCCGACGCUGGGGUCCCGAUCGCAUCCUCUGGGAGGAGGUGAAGGUGGUCAACGGCGGGCUGCACAACAGCAUCGGGGAGUGGGUGAAAAACGUGUCCGGUGAACCCGAGGUUCUGGUCAGUGACUAUAACGACAGAGUUGGAGGAUCCAGGGACUUUCUGGACAAACUGGAGUCCAACAAACCUCUGUAUCUGCCGGGUGACUCGGACAUCAGCAGCUCGGUGCCUCAGCCCAGAGACUACGACACUGGAGUGGAAUCUGGAGACGAACUGGACGAGGACGACUUCAGCAGUAUAUUUCCUUCCAUCGUGGAUGAGCCGGAGCGUCUGAACUACAAGCGGGAGUUUGAGCGGGACCAUCAGGAGUACAAGAGCCUGCAGUCAGAGCUGGACAACAUCAACAGAGACCUGGAAGACCUGGAGCGAGAACUGGACCGGCACUCGGAGGGAAGCCCACAGUUCCUGGAUGCACUGGAUGAGUACAACAGACUGAAGAACCUGAAGAAGUCUCCACACUACCAGAUUAAGAAGAAACGGUGUAAAUACCUCAAGUCUAAACUGUCUCACAUCAAGAGGAAGAUCAGUGAAUACGACGGCCGACCCUGAACCUGGACCUCCAAACAGACCUCCACAGUUUCUGCCCCGCUGGCUUUAAACAUAUCACUAUAAUCUACAGGAAAUGAUGCUAAAAACCUGUUGCCUUUUAUUCCAUCUGUAUCACUCCACAUUACUGAAGGGGUGAAGGAAAUGUGGAUUUUUUUUUUUUUUUUUUUACUCAAGUCUGUGAUCAAUUCUUCAACCUCUGUGAGUUUCAUGAAGAACUGUUUUAACGAACAAUCAGAACGUAUUAUUCACAAACUACAUGAAAUGUAUUUUUUCCAUUUAUUCCUAAACUUAGAAAGUGAAAUGUAGAAGGUGUUUUUAUUUUGUUGUAGUGACUUUUAUGAAGCAGCUAUUGUGCUCUUUUAAAAACUCUUUUAGAGAGUUUUAACCCCUAAAUCAGGCGGUGUCAAACAUGUGGUCUGGGGGCCAAAUGUAGCCCACCAAAGGGUCCGGUCCAGCCCAUGGGAUGCAUUUGUGAAAUGCAAAAGUUACACUUCAGAUAUUAACAGUCAUUUUAGUUCUGGUUC